This is a messenger RNA of Paramecium pentaurelia, 183 nucleotides long. The record is from the annotation of a GenBank genome assembly. Lineage: Eukaryota; Ciliophora; Oligohymenophorea; Peniculida; Parameciidae.
AUGUUUUCCUUAUUAUUUAUCAACAAUAUUGAUGAUGUCAUCAUCUUAUCAAUAGAUUAAAAUAGUUUUUCAAAACUUAUAUCCUUGAUUAAGGUUAAUUUCAAAUAGAUAAAUUUAGUAAACUAAUAUUUGAUAACAUCAUAUUUGUGCAAUAAUGAAUAGAAUAUUUGUUUUUAAGUUUGA